CGUAACGUAGGAGCUGGUAGGAGCCUGCUGUGUUGUUACGUCUUGAUCUGAUGGCAAAAUAAUAAAAUUAUCUCGUGAUUCUUCGAAACCUGCUUCGAGAUGCUGCGAAUGGUGGGCUGUGUUGCAAAUAUAGGUCUUAUGGUACACUUGAAUGUGAUGAUAGCCACCGAUUGGUGGUAUGGGCAGAGAGAUCUGUUCGGUCCAUAUCCCAGAAUACCAGACAAGGACAGGCUGAAGAGAGAAAUUGAGUUCGCAAAGGAAUGCAGGGAGUUUAUCAAGCCGCCUAAAGCCUGUGUCUAGUCUGGAUCCGAGGUUAAGGGAACUUCGUUAACUCCAAUUGUACAAUUGUAGUGAAUAUGUAUGAAUAUGCGUUCCCAGAGGAAGAUGUAGAAAUAAAUGUUACAUUAAUUUAUAAUAA
Temnothorax curvispinosus is the source of this 418-nucleotide messenger RNA. RefSeq lists its product as uncharacterized. The record is from RefSeq and is a predicted model, not a curated record. The transcript has 2 exons. Lineage: Eukaryota; Metazoa; Arthropoda; Insecta; Hymenoptera; Formicidae. The coding region runs from base 100 to 300 and encodes 66 amino acids.